Hansenula anomala is the source of this 1523-nucleotide messenger RNA. RefSeq names its product tRNA (guanine26-N2)-dimethyltransferase (gene TRM1). Bases 30 to 1523 code for a protein of 497 amino acids. Gene Ontology annotation, cellular component: nucleus. The record is from RefSeq and is a predicted model, not a curated record. NCBI's taxonomy places the organism in Eukaryota, Fungi, Ascomycota, Saccharomycetes, Phaffomycetales, Wickerhamomycetaceae. Gene Ontology annotation, biological process: tRNA N2-guanine methylation. Gene Ontology annotation, molecular function: RNA binding. The transcript has a single exon.
UUAGACGGUUUUUGAGAAAUAGGAAAAUAAUGAGCGAGAUCAAUUCAUCAGACUUCAAUAUAGUGAAAGAAGGAAAAGCUGAAAUUCUUUUCCCAAAGAAAGAGGAUGUUUUUUAUAACCCAGUUCAACAAUUUAAUAGAGAUUUAAGUACAGCUGCCAUUAGAGCUUGGUCUGAAUUAUAUGGAGAGAAAAACUUGAAUAAGAAGAGAAAAUUGAAUAGUGACGAACCUGCUAAUACUGAAAUCAAACCAUAUAUCAAUAUUUUAGAAGCUUUAUCAGCAACUGGUUUAAGAGCUAUUAGAUAUGCUAAAGAAAUCCCAAAUGUAAAACAAAUCAUUGCUAAUGAUUUCAGUCAAGAAGCUGUCAAUUCAAUCAAUAGAAACAUUCAAUACAAUGAACUAAAAUCCAUCUUGAAAUCAAAUAAAGGUGAUGCAAAUGCCUAUAUGUACGAAUCAAAAGCCAAUAAUAGAUUAUUCCAUGUCAUUGAUCUUGAUCCUUAUGGUACAGCUACUCCUUUCAUUGAUGCUGCUAUUCAAAACAUUGCAAGUGAUGGGUUGUUAUUAGUCACAUGUACUGAUCUUGCCGUUUUGGCAGGUAACGGAUAUCCAGAAAAAUGUUAUGCUUUAUAUGGAGGUACAAAUUUAACUGGAGAUGCAGUUCAUGAAUCAGCAUUGAGAUUAGUCUUGAACAUGAUUGGUACUACCGCUGCUAAAUACAAGAAAACCAUUGAACCAUUAUUAUCAUUAUCAAUUGAUUUUUAUGUUCGUAUUUUCAUCAAAGUUAAAACAUCACCAAUUGAAGUUAAGAAUUUGGCAUCAAAGACAAUGAUUUCAUAUGUUUGUUCUGGAUGUGGAGCUCAUCAUAAUCAACCUUUAGGUAAACACACCACUAGAGAAAAUGGUACUGGGAAAUAUAGUUUAGCACAAGGACCACCUGUAGGACCUCAUUGUCCAUAUUGUGGUUUCACAAAUCAUUUGACAGGUCCAAUGUAUUCAGGUCCUUUACACAACAAGGAAUUUGUUUCCAAAAUUUUAGAUAUAAAUGAAAAGCAAUUGGAUGAUGAAACUUAUGGUACAAGAAAAAGAAUCGAAGGUAUGUUAACUUUAGCAUUAAAUGAAGUUGAAGAACCUUUCUAUUUCAAGCCUGAAAAAAUUGCAUCUGUUUUGAAAUGUCAAGUCCCACCAUUGAAAAUUAUCAUUGCGGGCUUAGGUAAUUUGGGAUAUGAUGCUUCAUUAACACAUGCUACACCAUCAGCAAUAAAGACAAAUGCAAAUUGGGAUGUCCUAUGGGCAGUUUUCAAAGAGUAUAUAAAGACUCAAGCACCAAAUGAUGUUAAUAAAUUGAAUCAAAACGGAGCAGGCUACAAAAUCUUAACUAAUGAAUCUAUAAAAUUGGAAGGUAAAGAAAUUAGUUUUGUGAAAAAUGAACUCAGUGGAAAGAUUGAAAAAUUAAGAAAGUUGAAAAUUGUCAGAUAUCAAGAAAACCCAACAAAGAAUUGGGGUCCAAAGGCUAAACCUCAAUGA